Trichoplax adhaerens is the source of this 2208-nucleotide messenger RNA. RefSeq lists its product as uncharacterized. The transcript has 22 exons. Gene Ontology annotation, cellular component: nucleus. Gene Ontology annotation, biological process: mRNA splicing, via spliceosome. NCBI's taxonomy places the organism in Eukaryota, Metazoa, Placozoa, Uniplacotomia, Trichoplacea, Trichoplacidae. Bases 1 to 2208 code for a protein of 735 amino acids. The record is from RefSeq and is a predicted model, not a curated record. Gene Ontology annotation, molecular function: RNA binding.
AUGGAAUCCGAUUGGAGAUACAGUGAAUAUUCUGACUUUAGGGAUUACCCACCUCCAGAUAAUCAAGAAAGAUAUCGGCGAAAUAAUGAGGAUUUCUACCGUCAACAGGGCCGUCGCUCCCAAGAUAAGCAAUAUUUUAGUAACGAACGUGAUAACUAUUAUUGUGACGAAAGUAACCGACGAAACUAUAACGAAAGCAGUCGAGCAAGAUCUCCUAGUCCACGAUAUUAUGAAAGAAGAUUCGAUCGACAACGCCUCAGUCCAAGGGUUUCUCGUUAUAGAUCGAGGAGCCCGGAUUACACUCGUAGGAGAGAUAGAAGGCGUUCUCGUAGCCCACCAGAUUACAGCAACCGCUCUGACAUGGGGUACUCUCGUAGAGAUGAGAGAGUCGAUAAUAAGAGAAGAUAUACACGGCCUGAAUACGACGAUAAUAGCAAGGAUAACAGAAAAGAUGAAACAGAUAGAGGCAGCUACGAUGACGAACGACAAUCUAGACGAAAUCGGGACGGGAACAAUCGCGAUCAUAGAGAAGAGCCUAAUCGUGUAAUCGUUAUUCGUAAUUUAGCGUACAAAGUAGACGAAAAACAUAUUUCCAAGAUAAUUGAGGACCAUUUCGAUCAACAGCAUGUUCUAAAGGAUGUAAGGCUUAUCCGCAAUAAAGAAACAGGGGAAUCUAGAGGAUUUGCUUUCGUAGAAUUCAUCGAAUUAAAAAAUGCAGUAGCAUGGAUGGACGACAGUAGGUGUGGCCAUUUCAAUUUCAAAAUAAGAAGAGUUUGCAUGAUGUGCAAGGCUACUCGACCAGAAUUAGAGUCUAGAAGUAAUGAGUCUAAAUUGGAUGGAGGAGAUGAUGUCAGCAGCAAACCGACAAACGUUUUGAUUGUAAGAGGACUUGAUGUUAUAACUCGCGAGGAAUCGGUGCUACAGUCAUUAAAGCAGAUUGAUGCAACACGAGUCGAUGGAAUUAAAAUAAUGAAAGACGAACUUACAAAUACAUCAAGAGGAUUUUGUUUUGUAAGAUUGCCGUCCAUAAAGAUAGCAAUUGCGAUUGCGGAAACUAUAUCAAAAUUGGAGUAUCCUUUCAAGAUAGAUAAUAAAGAAGUGGUCAUAUCCUAUGGAAGAGCGGAUGCCUUUGAAUCAACGGCUAAGAAGAAUUUAGCAGCUGCUGCUAUUGCUGCAGCUGCGUGGUCUGUAAAAGUACGUCGCAGCAAGACACCACAGAUAAUGCCCAGUACACCUAUGAUGAGAAAACGGGUUAUUAUUAUUAUCCAUCUACUGGACUUUACUAUGACCCAAAUUCUCAGAGAUACUAAGGAUACGGCCUCUAAAGCUGGUGGUGAUGCUGAGAUGGAAAAAGGUAUAUAUGCUAUACAAGUUAUGAAAGACAUGGAACGUUGGGCGAAAACUUCUACUACAUUUAAAGUACAACAACCCGACGAGGCUUCUGCCAAAAAGUCUAAAGGGUUCGUUCCUAUCGGCUCAAAGCAGCCGGAGGCUUCUACUCAUAACCAGACAGUACAGGCUAUAUUCGCCAAUAUUGCCUCGACAGCUAAAGAUAAUCUGGCAUCUCAGGAAGAAGUUCAUAAAGCUGACGAUAUAGAUAUUGAAUCCCGCGGUGCUGUAACUUAUGGCAGCGGGGCGAGCUUAGAUCUUCCUAUGCUUGAUUCUGUUGUGGUAACGCCAGAAUCAUUACUAGAUUUAAAUCGUUUUGCUUGUUUACUAUGUCGACGGCAGUUUUCAAGUAAAGAUACGCUAAUGAAGCAUGUAGAGUUAUCAGGAUUACACAAGACAAAUUUGAAAGCCCAUAACGCUAAACUAGAAAAUCAAGUUCGUUUUGUCUUUCGUAAUCUUAUGUCCAAAUCCAAGGAGUUACUCUAUCGCGAUCGUGCAAAAGAAAGAAGGCAACUGUACGGUCAACCGGAUAAAGUAAAGGAAGGCCCUGGAAGGAAAUCAAGGCAGCAGAACAUAACAAAAUAUGAACAACCAACGAAACAUGGCCUGACAGGAUCAAAUGUAGGGAAUAAAAUGUUGAAGGCGAUGGGUUGGUCAGAGGGUGAAGGCCUUGGAAGAGCGAACCAAGGGAUUACAGCACCUAUAUCGGCACAGGUAAGGUCUGCAACUGCUGGGUUAGGUGCAGAUUGUAGUGACUAUGGUGUAUCGGCGGGGGACUCAUAUCAGGAGGCUCUCAAAAAAUUGGUAAAGUGUUUUUAA